Molecule: messenger RNA, 1185 nt
Organism: Aspergillus viridinutans
Lineage: Eukaryota; Fungi; Ascomycota; Eurotiomycetes; Eurotiales; Aspergillaceae
Product: putative transsulfuration enzyme family protein
Exons: 2
Coding region: 1-1185 (394 amino acids)
Biological process (GO): transsulfuration
Cellular component (GO): cytoplasm
Molecular function (GO): carbon-sulfur lyase activity; pyridoxal phosphate binding
Source: RefSeq, a predicted model, not a curated record
AUGCCUCUUUCACAAGACAGCCACCCUGCCACCAAGGCACUGCAUGCCGACGAUCGGCUCAACUUGGUGACAGACGUCGCACCUCCAAUCCAUCUAUCGACCACAUUUCGAUACUCCAAUGACCCUGACCAAUUGAUUCCGUCCGAGGAUCCCAUCGCGGAAUUCGACGGCAAGAACUACGUCUACUCACGGGAGUUUGCCCCCAACGCAACCCGCUUCGAGGCAAUUCUCUCCACCUUACUUGGUAGCCACGCUGUCAGCUAUGCCACAGGCCUAGCUGCGCUACACGCAGCCCUGGUGCUGCUGAACCCCCGGCGCAUCUCCGUUGGCGAAGGCUACCACGGCAGCCACGAAGUCAUCGGUGUACUCGCUCGGCUCACAGGACUCAAGAAGCUCCCCCUGGACUGCCCCGCCGAAGACCUCGACCAAGGCGAUGUGAUCCUCCUCGAGACACCGGUCAACCCACUCGGCACCGCGUUCAGCAUCGAAGCGUACGCGCAAAAGGCUCACUCCCGCGAAGCCUACCUCAUCGUCGACAGCACCUUUGCUCCGCCGGGUUUGCAGGAUCCCUUCCUCUGGGGCGCGGAUAUCGUGCUGCACUCCGGCUCCAAGUAUUUCGGCGGUCAUAGCGAUAUGCUCUGCGGUGUGCUGGGUGUCAAGCGUGCAGAGUGGCAUCGCCAGCUGCUAGAGGAUAGGGUCGCGCUCGGCCAUGUCAUGGGGAACCUGGAGAGUUGGUUAGGUGUGCGUAGUCUGCGUACGCUGGAAGUUAGGGUGCAGAGGGCGAGUCAGAACUCCGCCAAGUUGAUUGCUUGGCUGAAUGGCGCGUUGACGGCAACGGACCCGGCACCGGGGAGUGAGGAGGAGAUUGUGCAAAGGGUGCUGGUGAAGAUUUACCAUGCCAGUUUGCAGGAUGAGGAGUGGUUGAAGAGGCAGAUGCCGAAUGGGUUCGGGCCUGUGUUUGCGAUUGUCAUGAGGGAUGAGAAGCUAGCGAAGACAUUGCCCAGUAAACUCGCUCUGUUCCAGCAUGCGACAAGCUUGGGCGGUGUUGAGUCGUUGAUUGAGUGGCGGGCGUUGUCGGAUUCCAGGGUGGACCGAAAGUUGCUGAGGAUCAGUGUUGGGCUGGAGGAUUGGCAGGACCUGAAGAUGGACUUGUUGUCUGCUUUCAAGGCUCUCCUUGAGGUUUAG